AUGGUGAACAAACACAGGGACACCCCCCACCCACCCCCGAGCUUCUUCCUCCUGCUUCUGGCCCAGCCAACCAGGGAGCGGCCCGGGACGGCUGGGGACCAGGCUGGCCUGCAGGGGACCCCCGCCCAGGGGGGAGCCGGGCGGGCCCGUGGCUUGGGCGACCCGCCUCCUCCUCCUCCUCCUCCUCCUGGGGAUGAGGCCAAGGGCCCGCCGGAGGGGGUGGCCCCGCCGGGGGCGCCGCCGGAGAAGGUGGGCUGGCUGCGCCAGCUGCGCGGGAGGGGCCUCUUCCGCCAGCUGUGGAGGCAGCGCUACGCCGCCCUGCGCGGGGAGCAGCUCUGCGUCGCCGAGAAGGAGGUGAAAGACGAGAAAACCAUCCAGGAAGUUUUUGACUUGAACGACUAUGAGAAAUGUGAAGAGCUCAGGAAAUCCAAAAGCCGGAGCAAGAAGAACCACAGCAAGUUCUUGCUCACGCACACCAAGGAGCCUGGGAACACCGCACCUAACCUGGUCUUCCUGGCCGUGAGUCCCGAAGAGAAGGAGUCCUGGAUCAACGCACUCAACUCCGCUAUAACCCGGGCCAAGAACCGCAUCUUGGAUGAGGUGACUGUGGAGGAGGAGAGCUACCUGGCCCAUCCGACGCGCGACCGAGCGAAGAUCCAGCACUCCAGGCGACCCCCCACCCGGGGACACUUGAUGGCUGUGGCUUCUACCUCAACGUCUGAUGGAAUGCUGACCCUUGACUUGAUCCAGGAAGAGGACCCUUCCCCAGAAGACCCCGUCACUUGCGAGGACAGCUUCCGGGUGGAUCUGGAUAAGACAGUAGCCCAUCUCACUGCGGGACGGAGGUGUUCGGAUUCCGAGAGCGCCAAGCCGCCGGAGAGGGGCCGGACAAACAGCCUCCCAAGACGGGAGGUCAUCUCUUGGGACAGAUCCUCGCAACGGAAGGAUUCCUUUGACAAAGGGACCGUGUACACGCCUCAGGUUCCGAAGAAGCUCUCCCACACGGAAAAGAACAAAUGCGCCUCCAUGGAAGAGAUCCUCUCUUGCCGGGAUUCCUGCUCGGUGCACCGGGCGGUCCUGCGGAAGGGCCUGGGGGACCAAUUUGCCGCCGCCGAGCCGGAGCAGCUGAGCCGGAUCCAGGAACUUGUCGCGCUGAAACUUGAAAAGACGCAGGAACUCUUGGCAGAGGUGAAGGGCUAUGGGGAAGGCAGGCGGAAGGCCAAGGAGCUGGACACGGGGGGCACCCCCUCCUCCUCUUCCUCCUCCCCCUCCAGGCCGGACUCGGAGGCCAUCUUGCAGGAGACAGAGCGGCUGCUGGGGGAGGCCACGACCCACUGGAGCCAGGCCCAGCAAGUGCUGGCCGAGGUCCGGGAGCUGCGGAGCCUCUUUAAGCGGCUGGAGCUGCGGCUGUCCGACCCGAAGCCCCAGCAGACCCCUCAGCAGUCGCAGUACAGGAAAAGCCUGAUGUGAAGGC
Molecule: messenger RNA, 1474 nt
Organism: Euleptes europaea (tarantolino)
Lineage: Eukaryota; Metazoa; Chordata; Lepidosauria; Squamata; Sphaerodactylidae
Gene: PLEKHO1
Product: pleckstrin homology domain containing O1
Exons: 7
Coding region: 1-1470 (489 amino acids)
Biological process (GO): regulation of myoblast fusion
Cellular component (GO): ruffle membrane; muscle cell projection membrane
Source: RefSeq, a predicted model, not a curated record